GACUCAAGCUUGACUCCCAGAGCAGAGUGGCUCGACCUAAGGCGGGUGGAGGGAGUGCCAGCUGGGUGUAGGAGCAGUCUGACGUCUUGUUAGUGUGAAUGACUUGGGGGAAAAAAACACACACACACACACACACACUCUGACUACAGCUCAGCAGGCGAGACGAUCGAGAAAGAGGAACGUUUUUAUUUUGUAACUUCUUCCCGCUUCCUUCCUCCACCUGUAUGACUGCGUGAAGACCAAAGUGACUCAGUUAUGGAGAGCUCCAUUGAGAUUUCCCAGACUGGUGGCACCUCAAAUCCUAAGCCAUCUGUGGCCCCCAAACCUCGGCUCACUCCGAAGCCCUUCUCUCUGCAGAAAAACAUCGCCAUUCGCUCCAUCCAUGCCCCAAAGAGGACGGGUGCGACCUCUAAGACAGCAACACAGCAGACUGGAAAAUCGGAGGCCUCAGGUGUCCCCAAACCGCCUGUUGCCACCCCCGCUCUGAAACUCCCUCAACAAACCACCACCUCUGAUUCCAAACCCAGCUCUGUAAGUGUGCUCACCAAAGAUAAACCAAAACCAACCAAAGAAAGUAAAACAAGUCCAUAUGGAGAGGAUACUCUUGAUUCUAGUGUAGGGAAAUCAGAUCCAGCCUCACAAACUGCUCCACCCAAAGAGACACCCAAGUCUGAGCCAAUCCAGAGAGAUGAUGUCAUCCAUGCAAACCACAAAGCAUCCACUGAUAUUAUAAACUCAGAACAGAUAGGUGAAAAAAAGACAGAAGACAUAACUCCGACGUCUGUCGUCCAAAUGGUUGAAGAAUCAGGAAGUGACGUUUCCUCUACAGACAAUCCAGAAUAUCAACGGGGCAGCAGCAGGAAGCGUCUCUCCAUGAAGCUCACCUCAAAGUUUGAGUCAGCUGGUCUAUCUCCACCCCCCCAGCCAAGUGUAACCGUCUAUACAACCACAACCAAAGAUGAGGCACACAAGCCAGAGUCUUCAGAUCCCAAGCCGAAUCAGACAACAUCAGGGCCGUCAAACGAUGAAGAUGCACCUAAAGAGGCUUACAGCGGAGGAGGCAGUAUAAAACGCAGAAUCAGUCUCCUGUUUGACUCGUCAUCUAGGCCAGAGCCCAUGACAAAGAGAGAGGAGCCAGAAAUGCUAAAUGGUACAGGCAGUGUAAAGGGUGUAAAGGAGAGAAUCAAAACCUGGGCCACGGAAAUAAUCCCUGAGGGUCCAAAGACUGAAAAGAAGCCUCAGUUUGCACACCGAACUCGCUCUAAAAGCUUUGAGCCAGCAACUGCUCCAACAGCAGAGAAAACAACCAAAGUGCCGGCUGAACCUUCUUCAACGCAGACAUCGGCCAUUCCGGCGGUGGAUCUUCCUUUGAAGUUGUCACCUGCUGAACAAUCCACAGAGACCCCGAUGGAAACAUCGAAAGAUGGUCUGGCUGAAGUUAAGCCAUCGGAAAACUUAAGAGAAACAUUAGGAGAGCGUCUGCAGAGCAAAUCAACAGAGGGGGAUGUCAAACUACGCAAUCACAGCUCAUCUACGACCCACGCUGGCACUGAUGAGGGAGACUCAGCUGAAAGUGAAAGUGCUCAACAUGCUCCAAAGAGGAACGAUGUCAAACGCCGCUCCGUUCGCUUUGGUAUUGUAGAGAGAGAUGAUGGUGGGCCUCCAUUGAUCCUGGGCUCAGCGUCUGAUUCCAGCGAAGAAGAAGAAGAAGAUACUUCUGGGGAUGAAGCUGAGGAAGACAUCCCUGUUUCAGUGCCUGUCUACAAAAGCGUAGAGGGUCUUCAAAAGAAGGAUGGUGAUGAGGUGCGAGAGCAAGAGAAGAAAACACUGAAACAUUUGGAGUUUGAAAAAAGACGGAGAGCAAAAGAGAACGAACUGGCAGGACUCAAGUUGGAAGAGGAGAGGAAACAAAAAGAAGAAGAAAGGGAGAAAGAAAAGGCAAGGCAGAGGGAAGACGAGGAAAGGGUGAGAGAGAGGCUGAAGGAGGAGGAAAUGGAGAGACAGAGGAGGGAGGAAUAUGAGCAGGGAGUGUUGAAAGAACAGGAGAAGGAAAGGCAAAGGCUGAAAGAAGAAGAGAUGGAGAGGGAAAGGCAGCUGGAGUUGAUGUGGCAGAGACAGAGAGAAGAGGAAAGAGAGAGGGGGAAACAGAAAGAGGAGAGACUUAAACAAGAUCAGGAGGAGAGGGAAAAAGAGAGAAUGAAGGAGGAGGCGAGGAAAGAGGAGAGACUAAGGGAGGAGAGAGAAAGACAAAUGCCGAAAGAGGAUGAGGAGAGAUUGAUUCACAGCGAGGAACACAGAUUAGAGGGAAAACUGAGAGAGAAGGAAAUUAAUAGAAUCAAACAAAGAGACGAGGAGUGGGGAAAAGAUUGGGUGAAAAAGACAAAGAUGCAGAGAGGAGAAGAAGGAGAGAGGGACAGAGAGAAAGAGUUGGAGUUGAUGUGGCAGAGACAGAAAGAGGAGGACAGGGAGAGAGCAACACAGAAAGAGGAGAGACUCAGACAAGAGGAGAGAGAGAAAGAAAGAUUGAGAAUGGAGGCAGAGGAAAGAGAAAGGGAGAGGCAAAGGAUGCUGAAAGAGCAGCAAGAAGUAAAAGAAGAGAUGGAGAAAAAGAGGCAAAUAGAGAUGGAGAGACAGAAAGAGGAGGACAGGGAGAGGGUGAGACAGAAAGAGGAGAGAUUCAGACAAGAGGAAAGAGAGAAAGAAAGAUUAAGAAUCGAGGCAGAGGAAAGAGAAAGCGAGAGGCAAAGGAUGCUGAAAGAGCAGCAAGAAAAAGAAGAGUUGGAGAGAAUGAGGCAAAUAGAGAUGGAGAGACAGAAAGAGGAGGGAAGAAGGGAAGAGGAAAGGAACAGACAAGUAGAGAAAGAAAGAGUGGAGGAGCUGGAGAGAAAGAUGCAAGAGGAGAUGGAUAGAAAGCGAGCUCAACAACUGGAAGAAGAGCUACGAAUGGAGGACGAGAGAAAAAGGGAAGAACCAGAGAGCGAGGGGCUAAAUUUAGUUAGCUUUGACUCUGAAGAUGUGCCUCAAAAGUCAAAAUCGCUAUAUUCCCCUUCAGUGAAAGCCCAUGAGACGAGAGAUAAUCAGGUUGAAGUUGUUUACGAUGACUUCUCUGUCAGACCGCCUCUGUUGAAGGUGGAUUUUGACGACUUUUCAGUCAAACCGAAGAGAUGGGGCUCACAGGCUAAAGUGGAAACUAGUCCGCUCAUCCAGAGCUGGCCCGCUGUCUCUGUGGAUAAAGAGGAAGUUGAAAUGCUGGCACCCCUGGAUGUCAUUACUUGCAAAAAUAAAGUGCCAGAGCAGGUGGAAAAGCCAGGCAGCCCGAUGCCUACAUUAGCCCAGGAAAGACCAGAAGAGGAACAGGUCAUCUCCAUGGAGUUGGUGGAGAGGGGGGAGGAGGAGGAGACAAAGAGGGAGGAAGAGGAGGAGACAAUGGAAGAUGAAGUGGACGAAGAAGAUGAGCAGGAGGCACCAGUUAACAGUAAUAGCACAAAUGAUGAAGACACUGAUGCUUUGAUAGACAAUGAGCCAGACCAGCAGAAUGAGGCAUGUGAACAGACAUCUGAAAUUGACAGCCCAAAGCCCGUCCCUGACCAGGUUCCUGAAGUCUCCUCUGAAGACGUUGAUACCACGGAUUUCUAUAGAGAGCCUGAGCUGGCUCAAUUUCCGGAGAGCUCCACUCCUCUCCUCGACACCAGCGUGCAGAAAUCGAAGGCAGAUCUGGUUAGGAGGCGCACUCGAACGCAUCAGCCACGCUCGCUCCGUGGAGGUUUGGGUCCAAAAGAAAGCCCAGACUGGAGGACCCGUGACUCCACAGAUGAAAAAGAGGCAUCUUCUAAGCAAAGGGAGUCGGACUCUGACGAGGAUCAGCCUAAAGCAAAGAUAGUCUGUUCUCCUCCUCCUACCUCUCAGAGAGUCCCCAUGUUCCCUGGAUUGAGCCCUGCAGCCUUGAUGGCUCAGUUAAAAAAAAGAACAGGUCGAGGUGAAGUCAGAGGGAGAAAGGAAACAGAAGAUGACAAGGGAAGAGAAGAGAAGGAAAGUCAAAAUGAGGAAGCGGCAUCAUCUCCCUCACAACAAUCCCGCUCUACUCGCUCUGCCGCUCAUCUGGCAGGGGCUGCACGAGUGCUGCCACCCUUAGGCAGCACGGACGCAGGUGCCAUCUCCUCUCCUGCAUGGCUGAAAGAACUGAAGUCUAAGAAGCGCCUGAGUCAGUAUGACAGCGAGGCUUAGCCAGAUGCAGGAGACAGUGCCAUUGCUCUUCAACAAGAAUCAAUCCAUCUCAGUUGCUGCUGCCGACGGCAGACACCUUGCCACAAUUGCUCUGUUUUCCAUUUUGAGUGCCUUAUUUUGGACUUUUACUGAUAUAUUUAGGGGGUGAAUUCACGGCUUUUGCUGAAUGUGGAGGCUGUCAGGAACUUUUCUUGCUUGGAAAUAAAAUAGGGGGCCAAGGCUAUGUGCGAAGACUUUGAUGUGUUAAUGCCAAGUACAUGUUUUUCUACUGUUGUACAGAGGCUCAGUGGAGGGGGAAUACCCCCACUUUAGUUUAGAGCAAAUCCAUGGGCUGUCUCAUUCUUUCUAUCUUAUUGUUUGAAUGUGUUAGUCCAUCAUAUACUGACAGGGACUGGUGACACUAGGCCUGCACACAUAAACACAAAUACACAAAUGUACAGAAAACACUGAAUAUAAAUAAUGGAUUGCAUCUUGUGUGUAUUUGUAGUUUAAGUUGUACAAAAUGCCUUUUACAUUAGCUUUCCAAUCACAGAUCGUCUCAAGUAAACUUAUAAGCACUUUAAGAAAAAUGAAAACAAAUUACCGUCCAUACAGUACAUCUAUGCAAUAGAAUAGUCAAGUACCUAACUUUAGUAACAUGGCCAAGGGAAUUUUUUAUUUGUUGCACUAUUGUAUGUCUGUCUUCUCUUUCCAGGUCCACAAAACAUGCACUUGGUGCACUGGUUUUUAUUAAAACGCCCAGUAGCUGGUGAGAACCAUGGACGUGUCAGAACAUCACCAGUGAGCUGGGAGGAAAUUUUGAGCAUGCUCUAACACAAUCAGGAAGUGUGUUUUGUAAAAUUUUGUAAAACCCAUAAAAUGCAAUUAUCUGCGCUAGAUGCUUUUAUGUGCCUUUUUAAUGUUGAAGAGUGGCUUAUCUGUAUACAUGCUGUAAUCAUUCAUGAUAUCAAGUACAAUAAGAGGAAAUUGAGGGAAUUUGUAUUAAAACCUUUUCUAUGAAAUGCAA
This is a messenger RNA of Etheostoma cragini (Arkansas darter), 5230 nucleotides long. RefSeq names its product tankyrase 1 binding protein 1 (gene tnks1bp1). The transcript has 12 exons. The record is from RefSeq and is a predicted model, not a curated record. Bases 256 to 4224 code for a protein of 1322 amino acids. Lineage: Eukaryota; Metazoa; Chordata; Actinopteri; Perciformes; Percidae.